Molecule: messenger RNA, 1297 nt
Organism: Myotis lucifugus (little brown bat)
Lineage: Eukaryota; Metazoa; Chordata; Mammalia; Chiroptera; Vespertilionidae
Product: cadherin-23-like
Exons: 10
Coding region: 1-1239 (412 amino acids)
Biological process (GO): homophilic cell-cell adhesion
Cellular component (GO): plasma membrane
Molecular function (GO): calcium ion binding
Source: RefSeq, a predicted model, not a curated record
AUGAGGUGCCACGUUGCCACCAGCUGCCACGUGGUGUGGCUGUUUGUGCUGAUCUCUGGAUGCUGGGGCCAGGUGAACCGGCUGCCCUUCUUUAUCAACCACUUCUUCGACACGUACCUGCUGAUCAGCGAGGACACGCCUGUGGGUUCCUCUGUGACCCAGUUGCUGGCCCGAGACAUGGACAAUGACCCCCUGGUGUUUGGCGUGUCUGGUGAGGAGGCCUCCCGCUUCUUUGCUGUGGAGCCUGACACAGGAGUGGUGUGGCUCCGGCAGCCACUGGACAGAGAGACCAAAUCAGAGUUCACGGUGGAGUUCUCCGUCAGUGACCAUCAGGGGGUGAUCACGCGGAAGGUGAACAUCCAGGUCGGGGACGUGAAUGACAAUGCGCCCACAUUUCACAAUCAGCCCUACAGUGUCCGCAUCCCUGAGGACACACCGGUGGGGACGCCCAUCUUCAUCGUGAACGCCACAGACCCCGACCUGGGUGCCGGCGGCAGCGUCCUCUACUCCUUCCAGCCGCCCUCCCCGUUCUUCGCCAUCGACAGUGCCCGCGGCAUCGUCACGGUGAUCCAGGAGCUGGACUACGAGACGACGCAGGCCUACCAGCUCACCGUCAACGCCACGGAUCAAGACAAGACCAGGCCUCUGUCCACCCUGGCCAACUUGGCCAUCAUCAUCACAGAUGUCCAGGACAUGGACCCCAUCUUCAUCAACCUGCCCUACAGCACCAACAUCUACGAGCACUCUCCUCCGGGCACCACCGUGCGCGUUAUCACUGCCAUCGACCAGGACAAAGGACGCCCCCGGGGGAUUGGCUACACCAUCGUCUCAGGGAAUACCAACAGCAUCUUUGCCCUGGACUACAUCAGUGGGGCGCUGACCCUGAAUGGUCUGCUGGACCGGGAGAACCCCCUGUACAGCCACGGCUUCAUCCUGACGGUGAAGGGCACAGAGCUGAAUGAUGACCGCACCCCCUCUGACGCCACCGUCACCACGACCUUCAACAUCCUGGUUAUUGAUAUCAAUGACAACGCCCCAGAGUUCAACAGCUCCGAGUACAGCGUGGCCAUCACUGAGCUGGCGCAGGUCGGCUUUGCUCUCCCCCUCUUCAUCCAGGUGGUGGACAGGGAUGAGGUGAGUCCCUGGAACUAUGGCCCAUCUAGACCCACCACCCUGCCUGGGUGUCACCUGGUAUCCCUGUGCUACAGCCCCACCCCUGCUGUGUCUGAGGAUAAAUAAGGCUGCAAAAAUCAGUGGUCUCUAACUUUUCGACUACUCCCUACCCCCUGCAAAAAAC